UCGCCGGGGAACGUGGAGCCGGGAGCCAGCUGAACAGCGAGACACGCCGGCGGGCGCUGCCUACGGGCCGCUGCCGGGCUGGGCGGGCCCCCGAGAGCCCGCUCCGUGCCCGCCCCCGGCCAUGGCCCCCAUGGGGAUCCGCCUCUCCCCGCUGGGGGUGGCCGUGUUCUGUCUGCUGGGCCUCGGCGUCCUCUACCACCUCUACUCCGGCCUCCUGGCCGGCCGCCUCGCCCUCUUCGUGCUGGGGGCCGGGGGCGGGCACGACGUUCCCCCAGACACGUUGCCCGAGGGCACCGUGGACCUGCGGGAGCUGCUGGCCGUGUCCGUGCUGGCCGCCGUCAGGGGGGGCGAGGAGGUGAAGCGCGUCCGGGAAAGCAACGUCCUCAACGAGAAGGCGAAGGGCAAGACCCGCGAGGGGGCCGAGGAGAAGAUGACCAGCGGGGACGUGCUGUCCAACCGCAAGAUGUUCUACCUGCUCAAGAACAGCUUCCCCAGCGUGCAGAUAAAUACUGAAGAACACGUCGAUGCACCUGAUGAGAUAAUUUUCUGGGAUCGCAGUAUUCCUGAAGACAUAAAGGAAAAAAUACAGCCUAAAGAGGUUCCAGCAGAAAGUGUGACAGUCUGGAUCGAUCCAUUAGACGCCACGCAUGAAUACACAGAGGAUCUUCGACAAUAUGUCACAACUAUGGUGUGUGUGGCUGUGAAUGGUGAACCAGUAAUAGGAGUAAUACACAAGCCCUUCUCAGCAUAUACAGCAUGGGCAAUGGUGGAUGGUGGGUCAAAUGUAAAAGCGCGUUCCUCCUACAGUGAGAGAACUCCAAGAAUUAUUGUGUCCCGCUCUCAUGCAGGAAAAGUAGAGCAGGUAGCACAGCAAACAUUUGGAAAUAAAACUGUGAUCAUCCCAGCAGGUGGAGCAGGCUAUAAAGUUUUAGCUCUCCUUGAUGUGCCUGACAAGAAACAAGAAAAAGCCGAUGUGUACAUUCAUGUGACAUACAUCAAGAAAUGGGAUAUAUGUGCUGGGAAUGCCGUGCUGAAAGCAUUGGGUGGUCACAUGACUACCCUGACUGGUGAAGAAAUCAGUUAUACUGGUUCAGAUGGCAAUGAGGGGGGACUCCUAGCCAGUAUCAAUGUGGAUCAUCAAGCGUUGGUUAACAAACUCCCAGAUCUGGAGAAGGCAUCACAUAAACAAACAUAACUGCUGAGGAGUACACAAAUGUUUCUGCAGCCUCGAUAUGUUCCGCCUAAGGAAACAGGCGUACGAAGAGCCUGCUAGGGGUCUAGACACUGAGAGCUAAGACCACUCAGUGUUUUUUGGGGGACUACAUAUAGCACUGGGCUUCUUCAUUGGUGGUGGUUACAAAUUCCGAAUCAGGAAGGCGACUGCACUGUCUCAUGCCAUCUUUUAUCUUUUGAGACUUUUCCGUACAGUUAUACUCAAGGUGCAUAUACAGAAUAUAUUUUGUAAAUAUAGGCAAACUAAAAGAAAAUCCAGAUGGGUACUUAGAUUAUUAUAAGUGGUACUUUUCAUAUGGAUUCUUGGAACACAUCAUUGUUACAGUAUUGUAGCUGCUCCAACUUGAAUCAGGUAGAAGAAAGGAUUGAUUUAUGUAGUCACUUGACAACGCUGUAAUCCAUGUAGCUGGAAACCUAUGACCAUUUGUUCCAUAUUCCCUUGGAUAAAAAGCACAAGUUGCAUACACAUUUGUGUCUGCUUUCAACAGUUCCUCUGACAGAACAGUAUUUUUGAAUGAUCAGACAUGUUCUGUACUAGUUUGCUGAUAUAUUUUCUGAAAACUUAAACCAGUUUAAUUCACAUGAGAAAAUCAUGAAUAUUGGUGGUUUAUUAAUUAGUGUAAUUAUUUCUGUAUAUCUUUUUAAAAGAAAAUGUGAUUCCUUGUACGGGUUUUUAACAGACUCGUCCUUGAUUUCCGUUUGCAAUGUUAAAGUUGCAUGCUAGAUUUUUCUCUAAUGUGAGAUUAGUUCAAUGUUUGUCCCUGUAGAAGCUUCCUCCUUUCCUUUUAAUGUCAUUUUGUUCACUAAAUUACUGGACAAACUCAUACAACAGUGUUGUUGGCAACAGUAAGUAGGUGGUUUAGCUUACAAUAUGGAUUUAAACUAGCAGUUUUUUAGAAUUCCAAAAUUAACUUGCUGGUUUCUUAAAGGUUGUCUUGUAUGAAUUCCCUUCAAAAGAUAUACUCUUUCCUUCUUUGCUGUAAGCAUUCUAAUUCUGAACAGUCUGUGGCCACAUGUUCACCUUUUAAGUUCACCAUGGAAUUUAGCUCUGCAUUAAAUUACAACAUUUUCCUGUAACCCAGAAUGGGCUUAGGAAAUUUUUGGGGACCUGUAGCAUUGCUGUACCUCAGUUUGAAAUAGGACACUUUUUAAUUAAUUCCACUUCCGAGUUUUAGCCCAGUUCAUAUGGGGCAAAACACUAGCCCUUUGAGGUCAGAUAACAAAUAGCUGCACCACUAAAAUCUUUGGGCCUUUCUCUUUUGAAAAUGUAACUGCCUAACUGGGAGUCGUCUUAGAGAGAUGGAAGAAUAAUAUUUAAUAAAGCAAGUUAAAAUGUACUUGUGGGUGUCUCAUCUCAAGGAAGCUAAAGGUUUCAUUCAAACACAAUUUUUUUUUUCUCAGUUCUAUUCCCCUGGUAAAAAUUUUAAUCUUCACUCCAAUAAUCAUCUAUAUGGUAAAAGGAGAGUGACACUGCCUACAAAAUAACUUUAUAGUUCUUCUUAAAUCAAGAGGUUAAUACAUCAAUGACUUCCUUAUGUUACAAAAUAAAACAAAUAUGCUCCUUUUCAGUGGGCAGAUUUAUUCUGGACAAUUAAACUUCACUGCAAACUUCACUGAAGAACUAAAGUCAAUGAUUUAGCAAGGCUUUAGUAAGAUUAUUUUGCAGGAGUACAAUGUUUUGGUUUUGUUUUGUUUUUUUUCGUUCUGGCUACUUUAAAACUACUUGGGGCCUGAUUAAAAAGAGAGCUCUUUUACGACUAAUUAAAGAACAUGAGUUAAAUUUAAUCCUAGAAAUAGCCAUAAUUAGCAUAUUAAUAAAAUCUGAAUGCAUCAUAGAGAUAGGGCAUAAGGUGUUAAAUAAUACUAAGGCAAAGAUUUAUUUUGAAGGUUCAGAUUGAGGGCUUGGCUAGACUCAAAACUUCAAAGCGCUGCCGCAGGAGCGCUUUGAAGUGUGAGUGUGAUCGCAGCGCCAGCACUGGGGGAGAGCUCUCCCAGCGCUGCACGUACUCCACCUCCUCGUGGGGAUUAGCUUGCAGCGCUGGGAGCCGCGCUUCCAGCGCUGGGGCACUGUUUACGCUGGUGCUUUACAGCGCUGUAUCUUGCAGCGCUCGGGGUGUGUUUUUUUCACAUCCCUGAACAAGAAAGUUGCAGCGCUGUAAAGCGCCAGUAUAGCCAAGGCCUGAGAGACCAUGUAAACUUUUCCUAGUAAGUAUGUGACUACUUCUUACUUUGGGGCUGAUUCUGCCAACCCUACUUGCAUAGAGCUAGAUUGUGGACAGACUGCAUGCCCAAGAAAGGUAAGAAGGGAUAAUAACUCCCCUUACAUCUCUACAUAUACUUAGAUCAGGGAGUAAAUGAGGAUAUUCACCUGCUUAAUCACUCCUCAGAGUGGGGGACCAGGGAAUGGGCAAAGGUAUGGCUCCACUCCCCCUACUUGCUGGCCACAGCAGCUAGCUUUGAGUCAACAAGACUAUUUGCUCACAGUUACUGCAUCCUUAGAUGUUUUGCUGCAUCAGGUCCAGAGUAUUCAACACCUUGCAGGAUCAAGCCAUUAUUGUGGGUAUAGGCCAGCCGUAUAUUACUAUCUCUGAGGCCUACGGAGAAGGCCGUGGAGGAAUUGUGAUUCAGAGGCAUGCAGGGCUGUGCCUAGAGUCUCACAAUCUAGCGCAAAGAGGCAUCCCCUCGAAGUUGGCAGAAUUGGGCCCUUGGUUAACAUCAAGCUUUCUGAUGUUUUCGUAUUAGAAAAGAAUAACUUUUUUUGCACAGACCAGCUAGUAUUUAAAAGUACUUAAACAGUGCACAUCUGGGUUAUUUGUGAUAAAAACUAAGGCCCUGUCUACACAAUCCAUUUUGCCAUGAUUGUGCUGUGUUCCUAAACAUGGUAUUAGCCCAGCUUGGAUAUAACACAGUUUGAUCUUGCUCAUGUGUUCAGCGUGGUAAGGGAUCAUACUGUAACAUUAUCCUCUACAAGGGCUGGAGCGCAGGUCCUUACUUUGGUUACAACACCACUUUGGUCUCUUCCACAUAAAGCAAACCCUGUUGUACCUUGGCAGUACAAUAUUUAGGCAUGCUGGUGAAACAUAACAUUUAUAGUGCAGUCGGGGCCUACAAUAGUACCUCUUAUAUAAAUUUUUAAAGUGACACUUCUAUCAUAGCUACUAAAAGGGAAGCCCAGGAUAGUGUUUUAUUUUGGCACUAGUUUUUAUUUUAACUUGAUAUUUCAACCAGUGUUCUAAGGCUUUAGAGUACCUUGAUUUGUAAUCCACUUUGUUUUUCUCAGAACCAUAGUUCACAGUAAAAGGUGGUGUAGAUGCUAUAUAGCACUGUACCGAAAGUUAUAAUUUGCAUUCCUUGAAUGCCAAAUAUUUCUGAAUAAAUAAACAUGGAAAUAAAAGGGUUGAAUAUUGUGCUUACAAAAUGGCUUUUGGUUUUACCUAUUUUUUUAUGAUAUAAAAGCUGAUGUACAGAGAGUUUGUCCUUAAACCCAUUGCCAUUUCAUAGAUAUUAAUAGCUAUUUGAUGGUUAUCAUUGGCUCGGGAGGUGUGGGUUUUUUGUUUUUGUUAAUUUUGAAAGCAAGUUGGGGAAACCAUUUAGAGAAGCUGACGAAUGGUGGAGUAGGGAAAACGGUUACUUAAAUUCAUCUUUUGGUUACUUAUACUAAUUUUGAUACCAUAUACUAUUUCCUUAGUUUAAAAAACAUCAGUCACGUCAUCAUACAUCAUAAUGUCCUAGUGUAUCUAAUCUAAUUGUACAAGAGCAAAAUUUCCACUGUUAACGAAAUGAUGCUACAACACACAGUUUAACAGUAUAGAAACAGAUAGUCUAUUCCAUCCCUUCUCCCAGUCAUUUUAGAAGUGGAUUUGAGUGCUUUGCUGCCAGCUAUACUCUCUCUAAUGUCAACUGAGUCCGGCAACUGCAGUGACACUAUCUUGCUGUGGCUUUAAACUUCUUAAUGAGAUUCUCCCUCUUUUUUGUUUUCCUCAGCUUUUCUCUAAAGAGAAAGCUAGGACUUUAACUGUGCCAAUGUAAUAUUUUUCUUGGGUGCUUAAAACUGCAUUUUUGUUUUGGGGGGCGGAGGGAAAAAUGACAGAGGAAGAUCUGAAUUUAGCUGGAAGGGGUUAAGGUCAUAUUAAGACUUCUAAGAAUGAUACAUUACUCGAGCAGUUUAGAUCUCUUGACCCAAUUAUGCUUGAUAUUCUUAUGAUGUAAGUAAAUCUUAUAUUUUCUCUUCUUUAUCAUCUUAAUUGUAAAGAUUGGCCCAUCUCCAACUCCUGACUUCUUAAAUUGCUGAGGUGGGAUUGUCUAAUACUGAUGUCUAAGGUUAAGAUUUUUUUCCACCAUUAUUUUUAGUAAAAGCCACAGACAGGCCACAGGCAAUAAACAAAAAUUCACGGAUGCCCAUGACCCUGUCUAUGACAUCUACCAUAAAUAAUGGGGGUGGGGGGACGACUAUGUCUAAGGCCUUGUCUAUGCUAUAAAGUUUUGUCAGCAAAAGUUAUUCCCUUUAAUUAACACCGCUGUUGCAUGUCCACACUAUGCUCCUUGUGUCGGCAGAGUGUAUCCACACUAGCAGCUCUUGCAUUGACACAGAGAGCAGUGCACUGUGAUAGCUAUACUACUGUGCAACUGGCCGCAGGGUGGUUUGGGAAGGGUUUUGUUAGUUACCUCUCAUGGCUUUAAUUUAGUUUUGACAUGACUGGAGGUAUCUGGAGUCAGAAGGUCACAGGCUAAUUUUUCUCAGUUUUCUAAGUUAUUUGAAGUAUUAAGCUUUCAGCUUAUUUCUUUGUGGUAAUAGGGUCUGGUUCCAGAUAAAUUUGUCCUCAAUAUUGAAUGUUCUUAUUCAUAGUACCUGCUUCUUUUCUUCCUCCAGCAAUAUUCAGUGAACUGUAUAUAGGAAAAGCUGUAGCAGCUCAAGGAUUGGCACCCUGGAAAUCUUCCCUAAUGUCCCAGCAAACUGUAUCUGCAUCUGCUGAUUGUGUAUCAAAUGAAUAAGAAUUCUAUAGAUAAAUCCUCUGUUGGACUGCAUUGUUGGCUUUUCACUUUUCACAUUUUAAAUGGACACUUCAAUUGA
This is a messenger RNA of Gopherus flavomarginatus (Mexican gopher tortoise), 6304 nucleotides long. It is a transcript of the gene BPNT2, whose product is annotated as 3'(2'), 5'-bisphosphate nucleotidase 2. Gene Ontology annotation, molecular function: 3'-nucleotidase activity. Lineage: Eukaryota; Metazoa; Chordata; Testudines; Testudinidae. The record is from RefSeq and is a predicted model, not a curated record. Gene Ontology annotation, biological process: phosphatidylinositol phosphate biosynthetic process; skeletal system development. The transcript has 5 exons. Bases 122 to 1195 code for a protein of 357 amino acids. Gene Ontology annotation, cellular component: endomembrane system.